AUGUCCUCUCCCGCUGCCGUCCCUGAUAAGGAGACGUUGAAGCUCCUCCUCCCGCUCCGAUACGAUGGGAAGUCGGUGAUCGAAUGCAACCGCUUCAUCUCGCAGUUGCUCAUCUACUGGACGAUCAACACGGCCCUCUCUUCCCUCGAGCUGAAGAUCCAGGUUGCCCUCAGUCUCCUCGAUGGUGACGCGCGAGCUUGGGCCACCCCCAUCUUCUCCCAGCUUGCCUCCGUCCAAAUCGGGAUCCAGGGAGCGACAACCCCCUUUGUCGACGAAAAAGCCUUCCUUCAGGCAUUCAAGGCCCGUUUUGGCAACCUCGACGACGCCGCCGCGGCACAGGUGGAGCUUACCAAGCUCUGCUCCGACAAAACCAUGCGCGAGAAGCGCACCGCCGCAGAAUUCUCUGCGCUGUUCAAAGGUCCGGCAGACCGUUCCGGGUAUGGGAACCUGGAACUACGCGACAAGUACCUGAGCGGCAUCCCCUCCCGCGUCUAUCGCAAACUCGAGCUCGAAACCUUCGCCACGUGGCAAGCCGCUGACAAGCGCGCCACCGAGGUCGAGCAAAUCCUCGACCUUCUUCUCGGCGCGAGGUCGAGGACGCGGUGGGGCACGUGGUGGUGCACCCUCGACGCACGCAGCAUCGGCCAGCAUCAAUGCGGCCGUCGGAAAAGGAAACUUCCCCGGCACAUGCUUCGGCUGUGGGAAGCAAGGGUACCGACGCUUCGAGUGCCCCAAUUGUAA
Postia placenta MAD-698-R-SB12 is the source of this 741-nucleotide messenger RNA. RefSeq lists its product as hypothetical. Bases 1 to 741 code for a protein of 246 amino acids. The transcript has 2 exons. The record is from RefSeq and is a predicted model, not a curated record. NCBI's taxonomy places the organism in Eukaryota, Fungi, Basidiomycota, Agaricomycetes, Polyporales, Adustoporiaceae.